GAAAACGACUAGCAGUUUGUGAAGUUCAAUAGCAAUUGUUUGUUACACAGGAAUUAGUUAAAAGUGAAAAAUGUUCUCGCAAAGACACCCACUGCUGGAAAAGCUCGCCUGUGCAGUGCUGCUUUUCGCAGUUCUCACAUCGACCACCACGAACGCACAGGUCACUUUCUCUCGCGACUGGAACGCAGGGAAGCGUUCAUUGGCGGAAGCAGGCCAACCUACGGCCGAAUGUGCUGCGAUCUGGCGGUCGAUAAACAGCCUGUGUGCUGCCGUUACGAAAAAUAUUCAACACUUAACCAUAUGCGAGGCCAGGUCACUACUCAAAAGCAUGCAGAACGAUGACGCGUCGAUGGAGAGUACCGGUGGAAAUAAUGCGCCACUAUUUUCGAGUAAUCGCGUGUAACUGGACUUAGCUGCUAACAUGGAUAACAAUGACUAGUCAAAGGAUACGACGACAAAAAAUUUAAAUUAAGGAAUAUAAAAUAAAAUGAAGAAUAUAUUGAGCUCAA
Molecule: messenger RNA, 509 nt
Organism: Topomyia yanbarensis
Lineage: Eukaryota; Metazoa; Arthropoda; Insecta; Diptera; Culicidae
Product: adipokinetic hormone/corazonin-related peptide-like
Exons: 3
Coding region: 71-403 (110 amino acids)
Cellular component (GO): extracellular region
Molecular function (GO): hormone activity
Source: RefSeq, a predicted model, not a curated record